This is a messenger RNA of Nerophis lumbriciformis (worm pipefish), 3394 nucleotides long. It is a transcript of the gene fut8b, whose product is annotated as fucosyltransferase 8b (alpha (1,6) fucosyltransferase). The record is from RefSeq and is a predicted model, not a curated record. Gene Ontology annotation, cellular component: Golgi cisterna membrane. NCBI's taxonomy places the organism in Eukaryota, Metazoa, Chordata, Actinopteri, Syngnathiformes, Syngnathidae. Gene Ontology annotation, molecular function: glycoprotein 6-alpha-L-fucosyltransferase activity; protein binding. Gene Ontology annotation, biological process: protein N-linked glycosylation.
UUCAUGUACUUUGACACCGGCAGAUAUCCACACAGUGCAGCCUCGCUGCUCCUAUUCUUUACCGCCAGCUUCCUCCCUUCCGACAUCAGCUGCCUCUUUCCACCUCGUUUUGUCGGAAGAGAGACCCCGUCGGAUGCCCGUGGAAGCCGGGGUUGCCUCCUCCACAACCAGGGAACUGCUUCGGUGAAUCGUUCCAGAGGGACCUGAAGAAGUCGGCGAGGCACUAACGCCGCCAUCAUGGUGUAGCGCAUUGGGGAUUAGCUGGCUGGUAGCUGGAGACCACCCCCCCCGGACCUUGUGAAACCUCGCCUCAUCCGCCGUCCCUGCAAAGAUGCCAGUGCUAACGUGGGAACUGCGUGGAUUCUGGUGACAGGGCACGAGUGGACCGUCGAGCAGCCCGCCGGGGUCGUUGGGCGUGCAGGCGCAUCAGGGGGCAAGUUCAGGCGGGCGGGGUGACACCAUGCGGCCCUGGGCGGGCUCAUGGCGUUGGAUCACCCUGGUGCUCUUAGCCUGGGGGACGCUCCUCUUUUACAUCGGUGGCCAUUUGGUGAGGGACAGCGACCACCCGGAACGCUCCAGCCGGGAGCUGUCCAAGAUCCUGGUCAAGCUGGAGAGGCUCAAGCAGCAGAACGAAGACCUGAGGCGCAUGGCCGAGUCGGUCAGGAUACCGGAGGGUCAGGCGGAGGCUGGAUCCCUGUUCGCAGGCAGGCUGCGCUCGCUGGAGGACCAGCUGACCCGGGCCAAGCAGAAGAUCUACACCUUCCAGAAGCUGACAGGAGAUGGCCCCGGCCCCACUCAGGAAGAGCUGCGGAGGAAGGUGGACAACGGUGUCAAGGAGUUUUGGUACUUUGUCCGCAGCGAGGUGAAGAAGCUGGCCAACAUUGAAGCCAACGAGCGGCAGAAAUAUGCUGACACACUCCUAGUUGAUUUGGGACACCAGGAAAGGUCCAUCAUGACGGACUUGUACUACCUCAGCCAGGCGGACGGAGUCGGCGAGUGGCGAGUGAAGGAGGCCAAAGACCUGUCGGACCUGGUCCAGAAUAGAAUCACAUACCUGCAGAACCCCCCGGACUGCAGCAAGGCGAGGAAGCUGGUGUGCAACAUUAAUAAGGGCUGCGGCUACGGCUGCCAGCUCCAUCACGUGGUCUACUGCUUCAUGAUCGCUUAUGGGACCCAGCGCACGCUCAUCCUGGAGUCCCACAACUGGCGCUACGCCCCCAGCGGCUGGGAGAGCGUCUUCCUUCCUGUCAGCAACAGCUGCACCGACCGCUCGGGCGCAACCACUGGACACUGGUCGGGGGAAGCCCAUGAUAAGGAUGUCCAGGUUGUAGAGUUGCCUAUAGUGGACAGCCUUCACCCUCGCCCGCCUUACCUGCCCCUGGCCAUCCCCGAGGACCUGGCCCCGCGCCUGCACCGCCUCCACGGGGACCCCUCCGUGUGGUGGGUCUCCCAGUUCGUCAAGUACCUGGUGCGGCCCCAGGCUUGGCUGGAGAAGGAGAUCCAGCAGACCACCGCCAAGCUUGGCUUCAAACACCCCAUCAUCGGUGUCCACGUGAGGAGGACAGAUAAAGUUGGGACGGAGGCAGCCUUCCACCCCAUUGAGGAGUACAUGCUGCACGUGGAGGAACAGUUCCAGCACCUGGCCAGACGCGCCCCCGUGGAUAAGAAGCGCGUGUACCUGGCCACCGACGACCCCUCUUUGCUGCAGGAAGCCAAGGCCAAGUACCCCGACUACGAGUUCAUCAGCGACAACUCCAUCUCCUGGUCUGCGGGUCUUCACAAUCGCUACACCGAGAACUCGCUGAGAGGAGUCAUCCUGGACAUCCACUUCCUGUCCCAGAGCGACUUCCUGGUCUGCACCUUCUCCUCACAGGUGUGUCGUGUAGCGUACGAGAUCAUGCAGACUCUUCACCCGGACGCCUCGUCCUUCUUCUACUCCCUGGAUGACAUCUACUACUUCGGCGGGCAGAACGCCCACAGCCAGAUCGCCGUGUUCCCUCACCAGCCGCGCAACGGCGAGGACGUCCCCCUGGAGCCCGGCGACCUGAUCGGCGUGGCGGGCAACCACUGGAACGGCUACUCCAAGGGCAUCAACCGCAAACUGGGCCGCACGGGCCUCUACCCGUCCUACAAGGUGAAGGAGAAGAUCGAGACGGUCAAGUACCCCACCUACCCGGAGGCCGACAAACUGCUGGCCUCCCGUCACAAAUGAACGCCCCCGAGUAGGGGGAGAGAGAGAGAGAGACUCCGGUGCCCGAGGAAGGAGGCGGCUUUUGUCCCAAAGGAGGCCUACGCAGUGCGUGCUGCGCCCCGUGGCUGACAGGACUGCACUCGCUCUGUCUGUGUGUGUGUGUGUGUGUGUGUGUGUGUGUGUGUGUGUGUGUGUGUGUGUGUGUGUGUGUGUGUGUGUGUGUGUGUGUGUGUGUGUGUGUGUGCGUGCGCGCGUGCAGGAUGUCACGGAGGACUUGCACCACAACGCCCCUGCCUGAUGCGUUCAGGCGGGCUCUGUAGAUUUCAAAACAAAACAAGAAAACUUUAAAAAAAAAAAAAGAAAAAAUCUUUCCCAGCUCAGAUCGGAUCUUUACUGUAAAAACUUGGAGCGCCACCGCUUUGACAACUGGAAAAAGAGAAAAAGUGUUUUUAUUUAAUUAUUUUAAUGAUUUUAUUUUAUUAUUUUUUUUAAUUCUACAUUUGCCUUUUUUGUUCUUGUUUUGUCGGACUGAAUGUAAAGUUUCCUCAUCUUCUCCCACGUGCAAUUCUGUUCACAUCGUGCUUUUAUCACUUCUCCAUCCUUCUCAAACACUCUUCAUUGGCGCUUGUGUGUGUGUGUGUGUGUGUGUGUGUGUGUGUGUGUGUGUGUGUGUGUGUGUGUGUGUGUGUGUGUGUGUGUGUGUGUGUGUGUGUGUGUGUGUGUGUGUGUGUGUGUUGCUUUCAAGGGGCCAUGUUAGCGACCUGCCUGGUGCCUGCUUCUUUUUUCCCCGACUUGUGUGUGUGUGUGUGUGUGUGUGUGUGUGUGUGUGUGUGUGUGUGUGUGUGUGUGUGUGUGUGUGUGUGUGUGUGUGUGUACAAUGGAGGAGUGCGACAGUCCCUCCCCUGCUGGUGAACAAUGGUCAUAUUAUUAGGGAGGCGUGACUGACGCGCACAAAGGAGCCGUCUCGCCCGGCUCGCCAAAUGAAGCACUCCACUGAUGUCUUCUUCUUCGUACGUCCAUUUUUUUAUUUUUUAUUUUUUUUUACUUUGCUAUUUUAAACUAAACGAGGACAAAAUGUGUUUGAAAAUGAAAAUGCUCCUUCUUCUCAAAACGCAUCGUUUCCUAACUUAUGCUCCUGGGCAUUGUCUUUGAUGACCACACAUCAAAUAAAUUUGACAAACCAAUACCUGUUUAGUUUUUUUU